Grosmannia clavigera kw1407 is the source of this 2061-nucleotide messenger RNA. Its product is annotated as pp-loop family protein. The record is from RefSeq and is a predicted model, not a curated record. The transcript has a single exon. The coding region runs from base 1 to 2061 and encodes 686 amino acids. Gene Ontology annotation, molecular function: ligase activity, forming carbon-nitrogen bonds; ATP binding. Gene Ontology annotation, biological process: tRNA processing. Lineage: Eukaryota; Fungi; Ascomycota; Sordariomycetes; Ophiostomatales; Ophiostomataceae.
AUGUUUGUCUCAUUCGUCCUCUCUUCUUCGUUCGUCGCUCACUCUUCAGCACUCGCCAUCAGCGGCGGUGUCGACUCUAUGGCCCUCGCCUUUCUUUGUUCCCAGCUCCGCCGCGUCGACCCCUGGUUCCGCAUCGCUGAUGCUCCUGUCGGUGGCUUUACCGCCCUUAUUGUCGACCACCGCCUGCGCGAUGGCAGUGCAGUCGAGGCCCAGGCUGUGGCCGAAGCUGUGCGCAAUCUCGGCCACCGCACUCAGGUCUGGGCCCUCACCAACUUUGGAGGAUCGUCGUCGUCAUCGUCCUCCUCCAUCGAAACUGCAGCCCGUCACUUUCGCUACCGCUGUCUCGGCGUCCGCAUGGCCCAAAGCCGGCUGGUCUCGCUGCUGCUGGCCCAUCACGCCGACGACCAGUACGAGACCGUGCUGUUGCGGCUGCUGACCGGCUACGGGCUGCAUGGUGGCAUUCGCGGCCUGCGUGGCAUGCGGCCGGCCGUCGACAUCCCCGAAUGCCGCGGACUCUAUGGCGCCCAUCAGAGCGGUCUCGGCGAAGACCGGCGCCACCCUCAGCCGUACCUGAUGCAUGCGCCGUCACGUCGUGAGCGGCGCCGCAUCAAGUCGGCCAUGCGCGAGGACAUGGCUGGCGAGGGCAGUCGACGUCUUGGGGUUCUUGGCUUGGAGGGUGUGGACCUGGAUCUGGAUCUCGAUCUGGAUCUCGAACUCGACCCCGACGACCACUACCUCCAAAACUAUAACCCCCCCCACAUCCUUCCCCUCGACACUGAGGACCUCGGCAUCGUCGCCUAUCGUCCCUUGCUCGCCUUUCCCAAGGCCCGCCUCAUCGCCACUUGCGAGGCCCACAAUGUCCCCUGGUUCGAGGACCCAACCAAUGCUGAUCCCGGCCUCACUCUUCGCAACGCCGUCCGCCACAUCGCCCGCCACCACCGUCUGCCGGCCGCCCUGCAGCCGCCAUCGGUCCUGCGCCUCGCCGAACGCUGUCAUGCUACCGCCGUCGCCCAAGAAGCCGAGGCUUCCCGGCUGCUCGUCCGCGCCCGUGUCGUCGUCCGCUUCUCUACCAACGCCGGCACCGCUCUCGUCCGCCUGCCGCGCCUUGUUGCUUUUCCACGCCGCCGCCCCGUCAUCGGUCCUGCUGCUUCGGCCGUCUACGCUGCCGCCUCGCGCACCCGUCGCCACGCUCACCUCCGCACCAUCGCUGCUCUCAUCGUCCAGCGGCUCCUCGCGCUCGUCUCGCCCGAACCAAACCCCUCGCCCAUCUCCCAGCUGCAGACCGUGGUUGAUGUCCUCUUUCCCGCUCUGGCAGACCGGUCGCAGAGCCGCUCAGCUCAUCCAAAGCCUUUCACCAUCUGUGGCGUGCACUUUGUCCCGGCUGUGUCCACCUCCUCCGCCGCCACUCAGCCCUGGGUCCUCGCCCGUGCCCCCUACCCGGCCACCCCCAGCGCUCAGCCGUCGAUCAGGUUUCCGGCGUUGGCGCUGCCCCGCCGCUGGGACAUGUCCGCUGCUGUCGCUUGGCCCUGGCCGGCUUGGGGCCGCUGGCACCUCUACGACGGCCGCUUCUGGAUUCGCCUGCGCAGCCGCCUGCCCGUCUCGGUCGAGCUGCGCCCCUUUGCAGCCGACCAUGCCAAGCCGCUGCGUGACAGCCUCGGCAGCCCAGCCGCCCAGGCUGCCCUCCAGGCUGCCCUCAAGACCCAUGCGCCCGGCAAGGCUCGCUACACCCUGCCGGCCCUGUACGCCACCGGCGACGUGUCCUGGGCCCUUGCCGGGCGCGAGUAUUGGCCAGUGGACACUGACGGAGACGAAGCUAAGACUUCCAGCUCACUCCGACACCCUGAAACCGAGGGCUCCCACCUCGACACCCACCGGUGGCGUCGCUUCACGUGGGAGCGACAGCAACACCAGGACGACCGCAGGCUACGGCUCGUCGCCCUGCCCACGAUCGGCGUCCAUGUGCCGCGAAUUGAGCACUGGCUCCAGUGGGAGACGCGCUACCGCAAGGUCGACACAGAGCUGCUCGAGCGGGCCGGCGUCGAGCCGUGGGCGUGGCCGUAG